Meloidogyne enterolobii is the source of this 642-nucleotide messenger RNA. Lineage: Eukaryota; Metazoa; Nematoda; Chromadorea; Rhabditida; Meloidogynidae. The record is from the annotation of a GenBank genome assembly.
AUGGCAAAUUCACAACGUAAACCACUCAAAAAAUACAAGGACAACAAAAACAACCUGACCAAAUGGGAGCAAGAAUUGGACGAAAAAUUGAAGGAUCGCAAAGGGUUUUGGCAACAUCUCGAAGAAAUUCAACGUGACCACCCUCGGCCUAGCUACUCUUUUGAUGGAAAUGAUUUCUUUUUGGAACAAGAAGAAGACAAAAUUAAAUUGAGUAAAGAUUUUGAAGAAAAGAAGAAAUAUAUGGAAUUUGUUUUUGAAACGUAUUUGAGGCAAGAAAAAGAAGAAGGAGAAGGGAAAGAGGCUGAUAAGGAGUCUGAUAAAAAUGCUGAUGAUGGUUGGCAAAAAUUUCCUACUUUGACAGGUUUUGGAUUUUUUAAGUGGGUUUAUAGCUUGAAUUGGUCUGGGAGAAAGGGCGUAUCCAGAAGGGUCGAUUUCGGGGGAGGAGGGGGGGCUAACAUUGGGGGUGGGCCAAAAUUUUGGCGUUUACCUUGGCAUUCCAGUCGCCCGUGUCUGUACGUGUUUUCUGUCUGUUUUUCUGUCCGUGUCGACAUGGACAGUCAAAGCACGGCCGGCCUUAAGGCACAAAUCAAAAAUAGAGAGAAAAAUAUAAAAAAAUUAACAAUUUUUAAAAUUAAUCAAUAA